Xenopus laevis (African clawed frog) is the source of this 6748-nucleotide messenger RNA. It is a transcript of the gene frmpd2.L, whose product is annotated as FERM and PDZ domain-containing protein 2. Lineage: Eukaryota; Metazoa; Chordata; Amphibia; Anura; Pipidae. The coding region runs from base 191 to 6433 and encodes 2080 amino acids. The record is from RefSeq and is a predicted model, not a curated record. The transcript is spliced from 41 exons.
GAUGCUAGGGUAACUGGUGUCAGUCAGAUUGCAUUUAUUUAAGAGUCACCAACUAAUGUUGUCCAGGGUGCUUAGUUACCAAAGAUACACAGAAGCUGCCCAGCCUUCUAGCUUUCUGGGAGAAGUUUGUAUACUUUAGAAUGUGAUCUUUGGCAAUUUAUGAAAACAGGCUGGUUUCAGCAAACAAGUAAUGCCAUACUCUGAAAGCCAUUCUAAAGAAAUGAGUGGCCCCUGGGUUUCUUUGGCUAAUAUUUUAAGAGUGAAGGGAAGACCACUGAGUGAGGAAGAUGUGUGGGCACUGCUUUUUGCAGCUGCAGAGCAUAUUGAGAAGGAUGAUUCAAGCACAAGGAUCACAAUCUCGCCCUGGUCCCUUGUGCUUUCAGGAUCUGGGAAUCUUUCUUUCCAUGAUGUAUAUGACCCUGAAGCUGUUCCAUUUAGAGCACCGGAAAUAUUCCAAGAGCCUAAACAGACAUCUGAGUCACUGGUGUAUUCUUUAGGUAUGACUCUUUACUGGGCGGCAGAAUACAAUGUUCCAGAGCAUCAGCCUGUGGAUAUUGGACAGAAGUUACAUUCCAUUCUAAUUCCCAUGUGUGAAAAGAGUCCUAGGCGCCGACCCAGUACAGAAAUAAUUCUGCAGACAUGUAAGGAGAGGGAAAAACAGGCCACCUUGCCCUCCUCUGCUUUCUAUAUUCAGGGGCUGGUGAGCCCAGUUUUGGACAGCAUGUGCCAGCAAGUGGAAGAGUUUGCAAAAAUGCAGUAUGUCCAGAGCCAAAUGAUAAGAGAAAGAUUUCGACAGAAACAUGAAGGAUCCAUGUUAUUUCCUUCUACAUUCAUGGCCAGUUCUGGAGAAAGAUCUCUGCCAUGUGUGACACCUGACAAGACUGUCAGCAAUUUCCAUGACAGAACCUACCAUCUCUCUGUUAGCAGCCUUCAGAGUCCAACACACAGAACUGAAACCAAGGAACCGGCAGAUUUAUAUAAUUCUGUACAGAACCAGCUCUCUCCAUUCAGUGCAGCCUGCUCCAGUGGAUAUGAACCACAAUUCAAGCAUGUAUUUGGACAGAACUCACACCUCCAUCAAAAGAAGAUUAUUCGCCCUGAAUUUGUGCUAAAUACAAAGGAACCCCCUGUCACACUGGAGCUCCCGGCUAUGAUUGUAAACAAAAAAGGAAAGUCCUACCUGUUUCAGAGAACCCUUUAUGUAAUAAUUCCAAGUGGUCUUUGUUUAGAGAUAAAGUGCGACAUCAGAUCUCAAGUGCGAACAGUUCUUGAAUGUGCAGCAGCUUAUAUCAAACUUGAUCAAAAUCAACCUCAUUACUUUGGAUUGGCAAAUAUGACAGGAAAAGAAUUUUUCUUCUUGGAUGAAGAUGAUCUCUUAGAAAAGGUGGCACCUGAAGGUUGGAGCAAGACUUCCAAAAAGAAAGCAACCAUCGUAGCCUUUACUCUCUUUUUCAGGAUCAAAUAUUUUCUUCAGAAUUUCAGUGCACUAAAACAUUGUCCAAUGAUUCAUUUGAUUUACCUGCAAUUGCGGAAGGAUAUACUGGAGGAGCAGUUAUAUUGUAAUCGAGAGAUGGCCCUACACUUGGGGUCUCUGGCCCUGCAAGCUGAUGUGGGAGAUCAUUCACAAGAGUUAUAUAAAAUGGAUUAUUUUCAUACUGAAGACUUUCUACCACCUGGAGUUCUCGAAUCCCUAAGAGCAGUCCAAGAACUGGAACAGCUGCACCAGAGUCACUUUGGAUUGACAAGGGAAGAAGCAGAACUAGCAUUCAUUCAGGUGGCUCAGCAACUUCCAGAAUAUGGUGUAUUGUUUUACCAUGUGCUUCUGGAUAAAAAGAAAACCAGAAGAGGUGAUCAUACAUUGGGUAUCUGCUGCCAGGGUAUUAUUCUGUAUGAGGAGAGAAUGGGCAGUCGAAUAGCCAGCUUACGCUUUUCAUGGAGAGAGAUACAGACAUUAUCAUCAUAUAAAAAGAAAUUCACAGUGGUGAGCUGCUCAAGUGGUAAGAAGCAUUCCUUCCUUACAAACAGUAAGAAGACAUCCAAAUAUAUUCUUGACUUAUGCUCAGCCCUGAGAACCUUCCACACUAAUCUUAGACAACACCAACGUACAGAGGAGAUGUGGAUGCUCGGCACAGAGUAUAUAAACCCACAGUAUGAUGCCCAAAGGGAUCAGAUGAUGCAGAGAAUGUCUAGGUCAGAAGACCUACUGUGCUUUACUAAUGAUAACAACAUGAGAGGAAAGAUCCUAAGCAAGUCAUGUAACUUUAUAAAUGGGAAUGAAAAGACUGGUGAGGACACCAGUGUCUGCAGGGUAACCAAGGAUGCAGAAACUCACCAACACAGCAAUGGCUACCUUUCUAUUCACUCUAGUAGAAGUGCAUCCUGUAAUAUGAGCUUCAAAGAACAAUCAUUGGAGGGGGCAGAAAGGGAAAUUUUGUGUGUGAAACUGAAACGGGAUCCGGCAUAUGGACUAGGAUUUAUGAUUGUUGGAGGAGAGAACAUUGGGAAGCUUGAUCUAGGAAUUUUUGUAGCAUCAGUUAUUCCUGGUGGACCAGCUGAACGUGAUGGGCAAAUUAAAACUGGUGGACGUUUGAUUUCUGUGAAUAACAUUAGCCUGGAAGGAAUGACAUUUAAAAGUGCUGUGCAGAUUUUGCAGACAUGUGGUGAAGAAGCUGAAUUUAUUCUGUCCCAAGAAAAAGCUGCACAUAGUCACAUAAAGAGGCAAAUCUCCAGCAUAUCAUGUGAAGGCACUGAACGGAGCAGUGUUACUUUUGGCACGCACAGUUCAUCAUGUGGAGCUGCUUAUGGUUCAUGUUUUCCAUGUGAUCCAAAGAGUACUGGUACCUAUGGUAUGUUUUGUGGCACAGAGAAUGAGCCACGGGAAGCAUCACAGAGUGAGAAGCCUGAGGAUGCAAUUGGAAGAGAUAGCACUGAAUUAAAGCCAGGUGAUGUGUUCUCUGUGCAAUUGAAGAGAGAUGGUGGGAGCUUUGGUUUCAGUGUCACGGGAGGUGUGAACACCAGUGUCCGGCAUGGUGGAAUAUACAUAAAAAACAUAAUUCCUUUAGGACCUGCAAACUUGAAUGGACAAAUCAAGAAGGGAGAUUGUUUGCUUGAAGUUAAUGGAGUUCAUAUGCUUGGAUUCACCCACCGGCAGGCUGUAGAAUGUAUCAAAAAUGCUGGAGAGUUGUUGACUGUAGUCCUACAAAGAGGAGGCGAUUUGGAAAAUACAGCUUCAGGAAGUGCCUAUGAAUUUCCAGAAUCUACAAGGACCACACCAAGCUUCUGUGAAUCCAGCAGUAAAUUUUAUGUUUCUAAAGAAAAUACCUUUGAGGUGACUCUAAGAAAGAAUUUGGGUGGAUUGGGAUUCAGCUUUGUACAGACUGAAACUGGUGCAUCUGGGAGAGUUGACAACAUCAUAAGGAUAAAAAGGCUGUUCCAGGGCCUACCGGCACAGGAGAGUGGACAGAUCGCAGCUGGAGAUGUCUUGCUUGCUGUGAAUGGACAGUCUACCCAAGGAAUGAAUUAUAAGGAAGUUGUGCACAUUUUGCAUGGAGCCCCCACUCAGGUGACUCUUUUACUCUGCCGACCAGAAACAGGGGCCCUUCCUGAAAUAGAUUUUACUGCACCGACUCCAAUGCCAUCCCCUGUGAGAGACAUUCUAAGAAUUAGGUCACCAGACUAUGACCUGGAUAAUGCAGCAAGUGUGGUAUCAGAAAGGGACAAGGACAGUUAUGAAGCCAUAGACACAAGGAGACUGCCCUCCCUUAUGCACUCUACACUUACUCCAUCCUUGGAGACGAUGACUGCACUGGCACAGGCUGUCCGACUAAACUGUUAUUCCAUUUGUGAACAGGAAUCACAGAACAGCAGCAUAGAUAACAGAGUUGGGGGAGAUGGAUUGGAAGAAUGUCAGAUAUUCAGUGAUGAAGAGUAUCUUACUAUAAGUUCUACAUCUAUCACUCCUCCUUCUUGGGGAGAAGUUUUGGAUGAACAGACAGCUGUUUAUGAUCCACCACAGCCACGUGCUCUCAUCCCUCUUCCAGAAUCCUGUGCAUCUCCAGAGUCUAGUGAAAGUGAGAGUGAAUGGGAAGAUUUAGAAGAAAAUGCUGAUGCAGAGGAGGAAGGCAUUGUCUCACAUGGCCUCCACAAAGAGAAAUCAGUGCCCUUGCAGUUGCGUACAUUUUCACCCUCAAGUUGGUAUCAUCAACCAACUACCUCAAACAGAAGAUUUAAAGUUCCCUCUCCAACAAGACGGACUCAUAUUUCCUCAACUGCCAUAAGAUUGAAAACCCAUUCUCCAACCAGAAAUAUAACCCUUUCCUCCCCAACAGUCAAAGUUUCCCCUCCUUCCUUAGAAAGACAACAUUUUCAGUGUUUUUUAGAUCCUGCAUCUUGCACCCUGCAGUUGCCAUUAGCUUUGCAGAAUUGCAGAACCUAUAGUGAGACAAAUAAUGGGGUCAGUAUGUUACAUCAUAAGUCAGCUGAUGAAGCUCAGACUGAUUUAAACACAUCUAAUAAUACAGUUGAUCAAUACAGUUGCCAAUCUACACAACAGUCAGAAAUAAAAGACUUGCUUUACAGCUCUACGUGUCAGUCAAAUGACUAUAACAGUGCACUCCAUCAAAGCAUUCAGUAUGAAUUAAAUAAUAAUUUAAAAACUAUAAAUAAUAACUUUUUGGACCGCUCAAAUAAAAAUAAAGAACACACUGAAUCUUCUGAUAAGUCAGAUGAUCUGAAGAACAUAUUGCUUGGUGACCCUCCAGAACAAACAUUUGACAAAACACCUAUUUUAGAACACACUUGGUCUGAUCUUCAUGCUACUGAAAAUGAAGAAACAAAUCACUUUCAAACUGAACUGCCACAUGAAGAAAUGCCAGAGAAUCAAUGGAAGAAUAACAGAACACAACAGGAAUACAUACAAGAGAAGCUCAGUAUUAAUACAAACAAAAAACAAAAAGUGGAUUUAUCACAACUGGAUUGUCCCACCAUCCAAAACCCUUGUAAUUGUGCACUAAAUGAGGACAGUCUUCUGAAAAUUGACUUGGAAAAGCCAAGCAGUGGAGGUUUGGGGUUCUCAUUGACCGGCAGCAAGAAUGGAGGAAUGUUCUUAAUCAAAGCACUAAGCCCUGGCAGCGUGGCAGCCAUAGAUGGGAGGCUGCACAUGGGAGAUGUCUUAAUAAAGGUGAAUGGACAAGAAUUAGCAGGACUUACGCAUGAAAUGGCAGUUGGCAUAAUUCGUGAGGCCAAAGGACAUGUACAUCUUACAGUACAGAGAAGCAUCACACAGUGCAAUUCUGUACUUGAAAGAGAUGAUCGGUGGCUCACACCAGACACGAAAAACCAAGGGCAGGAUAUAUCAGAUGCAUCAGUGGAUUAUAUUCAUGCGCAAGACAACAAUGCCUUUCAAAUGAAGUCUAAAUCAUGCAGCAGCAUCCCUUUAAAGAAUGGCAAUGACUUAUCAAAUUGUGACAUCAUGGAGAAGGAAAAUGCUCUGACUUCUUGUUUUGGCUCUUUGUUAAUCACUGAGGAGGAUUUGCAUUGUCUGCCUGUAAAUAAGCAAUUUUCAGAGACUGAUAUCCAAGGUCUUGUCUUUACUGCACAGAGAGUUAUUCAGGAUCAAGAUCUUUACAAAGAGUUUUUGGCCUUGGAACACGAGAAACCAGCAGACUCAUUUCAUGUGGCUUCUGCACCAGAAAAUCGUAGCAAGAACAGAUACAGAGAUAUCCUUCCAUAUGACAGCACUCGUGUGCGAGUUGGGGAUGAGGGAUACAUCAAUGCAAGUUAUGUCACUGUCCCAGUGGGAGAAAAAAAACUGCAAUACAUCUGCACACAGGGGCCACUCCCAGGCACUGUAAAUUAUUUCUGGCAGAUGGUUUGGGAGAACCACAGUUCCGUAAUCAUAAUGAUGACUCAGGAGAGAGAGAGUGGGAAAGUGAAGAGUGAACAGUACUGGCCAGAGCAAAUUCAAGGAACCUGGGAAGGGGAGAAUCUAUCUUUGAGGUUGGAAUAUUGUAAUGCUUUGCAAGACUUUACUAUCAGAAUUGUGAGCUUAUUUCAAAGAGAGACAGGGGAAAAUAGGCUCAUCACACACUUGCAGUUUACCACAUGGCCUGAUCACAGUACUCCUCAGUCUCCUCAGGCUCUUAUUCACUUUCUUUGUUACUUACGGAGAUUCCAGAAUGACUGGCCUCUGGUUGUGCACUGUAGUGCUGGAAUUGGAAGGACUGGUGUUUUAAUCUGUGUACAUGUAAUACUCACAUGUUUGGAACAAGGCAUAACGUUUCAGAUCAGUGAUAUUGUAAAGACAAUGAGGCAGCAGCGCUAUGGAAUGAUACAAACUAAGGACCAGUACCUAUUUUGUUAUAAGGCUCUGCUGGCAGCACUAAGACUUCUUCCAUACGUGGACCAUAAGGAUCUCUGUAUUGUAGAAAAAUGAAACAGCGUUGGAAUUAUGCCGCACUGAAAUAAAUCAUCUUGCCAAGCUGUAUAGAAAGUUGACUCAUGGUCACUGUGUAGUAGACUAUGUAGUACAAACACAGCAUUGCCUUUUGAAUUGUAGAUAUGAUCACUGCUAAUAUUUCUUAUCUAAUACUGGAAUCAACAACGCCCUGAUGUCACUAAAUUCAUGUGUCAUAAUUCAGAUGUCUCUCCAACAUUGAUGGGGACCCGGAGCUCUAAAUAUAUGCAAUAUUAUUAAUAAUAAUAAUAAUAAUAUGAAAUGUACAUAUAGAAACAUAGUAAUAAACUAUAA